AUGGCUGCUCAUGGUACACAGUCUUAUAUAAUGAGAAGAGAGAGAAAAAGGAGAAACAUAACUGGAGAGAGCGCGAGAGAGAGAGAAAGUGUCACGAGAGAGAUGUUGUGAAAGAGAGAGAGAGAGCUCUGUGGUUAAAGUGCUUUAGUGAAAGUGUUGUAUGAUGCAUUAGAUUGUUCAUAUGGACUGAGCUUCUCUCUCUGGCCCAGGCAUGGACAACAUGGACCGAGGUUUCUUCCGGAAGGUGGACGUGCCAGACCACGCUCAUUACAUCGUAGCCUGCUUUGUUGUGGUGAUCGGAGCGGUGGGGGUCGGUGGGAACGCCCUGGUGAUGUACGCCUUCUUCAGGUAGGCCACAGUACCUGAGGGAAGAUUACCUGUUGGAGAAGAGAGGACAAGUGUUUCUAGCUUGGGUACAAGUCUGUUUAUGCUCUCUUGCAGAUCUGCACCCAGGCUGAUGUGUUUCUGUUUUUUCCCCUCAAAACCAGUUUUUUUUUUAUUCAACAAAGUAAUUUCUAAGUGUUUGCAGAAGAGAUUUGUCCAUGCAGGGUAUUUGGAUUUUUGAAGAACAGGCAUGCCUCACAUUUCAACUACAUCUUCUAUUUCCCAGAUUUUCACACCCUUUGGUUUCAGCUCUGUGAUUUGUCCUCAUCUGCCUGCUCUUUACAGAAUCCUAUCCUUUCAAAUUCCUAAAAACUGUUUGUGUUCAGGUCUUCGGUAAUGGUGUAGUCACUAUUCAUAAAUCAUUGUCCCUGGUUCAUCAUUGGCCAGCUGAGAGAAAGUGAACCUCAAAGGUUGCAGCAGGAUGACGUGUUUGAUUGAACAAUGAAGAGUGGUGUGAUCUUGAGCGUCAUGUGUUUUGACAUGGUACUGUUCUGACACUAAGACUUAUUUUCGACGGUGCUCGAAGCGACAGAGUGAGGCUUGCUAAUGCUGGGUGACAGACGGAAGUCAUGCAUUGUCCGGCUGGCUGGCCUGGCGUGGUGGUGACACAUCACUGAUUUACUUUUAGUUCACGUUGAACAACAAACUGGAGCUCUCAGAUAUAGAACUAAUGAAUGGCAUGCCAAACAUACAGCUGUCUAUUUUACAUGUAAUUCACCAAAAUAAAAAUAAACAAAUAAUAGGAGUUAUGUGGCUGGGUGUUUCAACUAUUGAGUUCUCGAGGACCACCGUGUAUUUUGGUUCUUAUCCCUACUCUCAAAUCAUGAAGUGUUUCAUAGUUGGAGAGAAGACAUUCCUCUAGACACUGUGACCCUUCAUAGACCCCGUUCAUGGAAGGCAUUAGAGAAAUCUACUAUACAUAUUGUACCAUUCAGUCAAAGUAGCAAAGGUGCAGGAAGAUUAGAGACCACAGUGAAGAAGAAAGUCUCUGCUAAUUUCAGUAAUUUCAUGUUCUUAACUUUCGGUCAUAGCAAACCUUUGACAGAGCUGAUGUAGUAGCUAGGUCUACUACUGCUUUGACCGAAAACAAUGCACAUUAAAUUACUGAUCUAAGAGCACAGAGACAUUUUCUCUUCCACUAAGGCAUGACAUACCUAUGAUAGUUGAUUUGAUUUGGAUUUGUUUUGUUAUUGUCAUAUGCACAGGCUACCUACUUAUUUGAAUGCUUGAAAAUGUGUGAUCCAAUUCAUUUUGUUCACAGUUCUACAGCGAUAUCCCAUUCUAACAUGUGUUUAAUUUCUACCUGAGCAAAGAGCUUUGAUUUUAUUUUAUUUCGGAUCCCCAUUAGCCCCAUUGGCGACAUCUAGUCUUACUGGGGUCUGACACAUAACGAAAAAAUACUUUACAUGUUAAUAUUUUUAAAUGUAUGUAAAUUGUAGACAUUCCAAACUUGAACUGUAUAAAGUGCUUAUGUAAAUAAGGUAUUUUUUUGUUUUAAUACAUUUUCAAAAAUGUCUAAAAACCUGUUUUUGCUUUGUCAUUAUGGGGUAUUGUGUGCAGAUUGAUGAGGAAAACAUUUAAUUUGAUCCAUUUUAGAAAAAAGGCUGUAACGUAACAAAAUGUUGAAAAGGUCAAGGGGUCUGAAUACUUUCCGAAUGCACUGUAUAUAUAUUUAACAAAUUACGUCAACGGAUUAUAGAGGUCCUGGGCUGGUGUGGUUAUACGUGGUCUGCGGUUCUGAGGCUGGUUGGAUGUACUGCCAAAUUCUCUAAAACGACGUUGGAGGCAGUUUAUGGUAGAGAAAUGAACAUUAUGCUCUCUGGCAACAGCUCUAGUGGACAUUCCUGCAGUCAGCAUGCCAAUUGCACGCUCCCUCAAAACUUUAGACAUCUGUGGAAUUGUGACAAAAUUGCACGUCCAGAGGCAGCAAAGCAUCCCCAAACCAUCACACCACCACCACCAUGCUUGACCUUUGGUAUGAUGUUCUUACUGUGGAAUGAAGUGUUUGGUUUUCGCCAGGCAUAAUGGGACCCAUCUCGUCCAAAAAGUUGACUCAAGUUUGCCAAAAAGCACCUGGAUGAUCAUCAAGACUCUUGGAAGAACGUUCUAUGGACAGAUGAUUCAAAAGUAUAACUUUUUGGACGACAUGGUUCUAGUAAUGUCUGGCGAAAACCAAACUGCAUUCCACAGUAAGAACAUCAUACCAAAGGUCAAGCAUGGUGGUGGUGGUGUGAUGGUUUGGGCAUGCUUUGCUGCCUCAGGACCUGGACGACUUGCCUUAAUAGAAGGAACCAUGAAUUCUGCUCUGUAUCAGAGAAUUCUACAGGAGAAUGUCAGACCAUCCGUCUGUGAGCUGAAGCUGAAGCGCAGCUGGGUCAUGCAGCAAGACAAUGAUCCAAAACACACAAUCAAGUCUACAUGAAAAUUGCUAAAAAGCAACAAAUUGGAAGUUUUGGAAUGGCCUAGUCAAAGUCCAGACCUAAUCCCAAUUGAGAUGUUGUGGCAGGACUUGAAACGAGCAGUUCAUGCUUGAAAACCCACACGUAAAGCAGUUCUGCAUGGAAGAGUGGACCAAAAUUCCUCCACAGCGACGUGAGAGACUGAUCAACAACUACAGGAAGUAUUUGGUUGGAGUCAUUGCAGCUAAAGGUUGCACAACCAGUUAUUGAGUGUAAGGGGCAAUUACUUUUUCACACAGGGGAAUUGGGUGUUGCAUAACUUUGUUUAUGAAAUAAAUGAAAUAAAUAUGUAAUUGUUGUGUUAUUUGUUCACUUAUGUUCCCUUUAUCUAAUAUUAGGUUUUGGUUGAAGAUCUGAUUGUCACGUUCGUUGAGUACAGGAUUGGACCAAGGUGCAGCGUGGUAUGCAUACAUGUUCGUUUAUUAAAUAAACACUGAACAAAACAACAAGAGCAACAUAACGUGAAGUUCUAAAGGCUAACAUCAAACAAGCCAAACACACAGAAACAAGAUCCCACAACAUAGGUAGGCAACAUGGCUGCCUAAGUAUGAUCCCCAAUCAGAGACAACGAUCGACAGCUGCCUCUGAUUGGGAACCACACCCGGCCAAAAUAGAUCUACAAUAUCUAGAAUCUUACACAUAGAAAUUCACACCCUGACCAAACCAACUAAAGAAAACCGGGCUCUCAAUACCAUUGCGUGACACUGAUAACAUUCAGUAUCACAAAUAUGCAAAAGUAGAGAAAAUUAGAAAGGGGGCAAAUACUUUUUCAUAGCACUGUAUAUACACACUGAGUAUACAAAACAUUAAGAACACCUGCUCUUUCCAUGACAUAGACUGACCAGGUGAAUCCAGGUGAAAGCUAUGAUCCCUUAUUGAUGUCACUUGUUAAAUCCACUUCAAUCAGUGUAGAUGAAGGGGAGGAGAAGUUAAAGAAGGAUUUUUAAGCCUUGGACAUGGAACGCUUUGACACCUUGUAGAGCCCAUGCCCAAACGAAUUGAGGCUGGUCUGAGGGAAGAAGAGGGGGGUGCAACUCAAUAUUAGGAAGGCGUUCCUAAUGUUUGGUAUAUUCAGUGUAUAUAAAACAUUAAGAAUACCUGCUCUUUCCAUUCACAUUUCCAGGGGAAUCCAGGUGAAAGCUAUAAUCCGUUAUUGACGUCACUUGUUAAAUCCACUUCAAUCAGUGUAGAUGAAGGGGAGGAGACAGGUUAAAGAAGGAUUUUUAACCCUUGAGGCAAUUGAGACAUGGAUUGUGUAUGUGUGCCAUUCAGACAGUGAAUGGGCAAGACAAAAUUUUUAAGUGCCUUUGUGUGUGUGUGUGUGUGUGUGUGUGUGUGUGUGUGUGUGUGUGUGUGUGUGUGUGUGUGUGUGUGUGUGUGCGCGCGCACGCGUCCAUCUAUCAGUUAUACAUACACGUCAGUACAUACACAUACAAAGUAGGCCACAUGGGGGAGAGGUGUUGUGCCGUGAGGUGUUGCUUUAUUUGUUUUCUGAAUCCAGGUUUGCUGUUCCCUUGCGCUAUAUGAGAUGGAAGAGCUCACUAGGCUGUACAUAGCUACAGUUUAGGUCAUCUGGUAGGAGCGUGUCUGACGCCGAGCUAGGGGCUUUAUUCUGCUAGCUGUCAGUGUGGCUGACUCCACACGGCAGUAGCGCCAGCUGUGGAGACGGCAGAAGAGACUGCCAGGUUCCCUGGGUGUGCUGCUGACAUGCUUUGUGCAUUAAGAAGAUCCUUGACUAAUGCUGCGACACAGUACUCCCCUGCAACCAUUCAAUCUCUGCUGGAGUCACACUUUUUACCAUUCACCUCCCCCACACAUUGUAUAGAAACACAAUCCACACACACUGUGUUAUAACUAUACUAUAGAAACACACUGUGGUAUAACUAUACUAUAGAAACACACUGUGGUAUAACUAUACUAUAGAAACACACUGUGGUAUAACUAUACUAUAGAAACACACUGUGGUAUAACUAUACUAUAGAAACACACUGUGGUAUAACUAUACUAUAGAAACACACUGUGGUAUAACUACACUAUAGAAACACACUGUGGUAUAACUAUACUAUAGAAACACACUGUGGUAUAACUAUACUAUAGAAACACACUGUGGUAUAACUAUACUAAAGAAACACACUGUGGUAUAACUAUACUAUAGAAACACACUGUGGUAUAACUAUACUAUAGAAACACACUGUGGUAUAACUAUACUAUAGAAACACACUGUGGUAUAACUAUACUAUAGAAACACACUGUGGUAUAACUACACUAUAGAAACACACUGUGGUAUAACUAUACUAAAGAAACACACUGUGGUAUAACUAUACUAUAGAAACACACUGUGGUAUAACUAUACUAUAGAAACACACUGUGGUAUAACUAUACUAUAGAAACACACUGUGGUAUAACUAUACUAUAGAAACACACUGUGGUAUAACUAUACUAUAGAAACACACUGUGGUAUAACUAUACUAUAGAAACACACUGUGGUAUAACUAUACUAUAGAAACACACUGUGGUAUAACUACACUAUAGAAACACACUGUGGUAUAACUAUACUAUAGAAACACACUGUGGUAUAACUAUACUAUAGAAACACACUGUGGUAUAACUACACUAUAGAAACACACUGUGGUAUAACUACACUAUAGAAACACACUGUGGUAUAACUAUACUAUAGAAACACACUGUGGUAUAACUAUACUAUAGAAACACACUGUGGUAUAACUACACUAUAGAAACACACUGUGGUAUAACUACACUAUAGAAACACACUGUGGUAUAACUACACUAUAGAAACACACUGUGGUAUAACUACACUAUAGAAACACACUGUGGUAUAACUAUACUAUAGAAACACACUGUGGUAUAACUAUACUAUAGAAACACACUGUGGUAUAACUAUACUAAAGAAACACACUGUGGUAUAACUAUACUAUAGAAACACACUGUGGUAUAACUAUACUAUAGAAACACACUGUGGUAUAACUAUACUAUAGAAACACACUGUGGUAUAACUAUACUAUAGAAACACAAGGAUGUUUUUUAAACCUAAAAGCAAUGGUGGUGAUUUAAAUGAUAUCACCUUACACCUGUUUUAGUAAUUUUUGUUUUAUGAUAAUAUUAUCUAAUCAUCAUAAUCAUCAAAAGUAAUAAAAUGCUUCAGUACAAGUGCCAUCAUUACAUAACAAAUUCCAAACUCAGUGAAUUUUGAGCUUGAUUAACUUGGACCAUAUGCUACCCUGUGAUGAUGUGUGUGUAUGUGCAAAGGCAAUUAUUUACAUUUCACAUCAAAGGGGAAAGCGAGGGAGGCAUCAGCUUUUUAAUGCUCACUGACACAGAUUUGUCCAGUGUGCAGGAAGAAUUGCACACGUUAUGUAUGACAGCCAUCAAAGACAACUGUCUGUGGACAGUGUGUGUAACUCCAUAUACAGUACUGUAUGUUUCUUUUCAAUUUACACAUUUAAAAGGCCUCCGUGUUUAAAGGGAUACUUCGGGAUAUUAGCAUGCUAGUAGAUACCCAUAGACUUCCAGUCAUUGCACUAACACUAGUUAGCAUUGGCUCGCGAAACUACAUUUAACUUUCUUCAUACUGGACACAGAAACAUACAAUUGUUAUCCACAAGUUCAUCGGACUGGGGAAAAUCCCAAAGUAUCCUUUUAAGAAUGCGUUUUUGUCAUUUCAAAGGGCCGUGAGGUCCUAAUCAUAUGAUGUACAGUACCAGUCAAAAGUUUGGACACACCUACUCAUUCAAGGGUUUUUCUUUAUUUUUACUAUUUUCUACAUUAUAGAAUAAUAUAAUAUAAUAAUAGUGAAGACAUCAAAACUAUGAAAUAACACAUAAUCAUGUAGUAACAAAAAAGGUGUUAAAGAAAUCAAAAUAUAUUUUAUAUUUUAGAUACUUCAAAGUAGCCACCCUUUGUCUUGAUGACAGCUUUGCACACUCUUGGCAUUCUCUCAACCAGCUUCACCUGGAACGAUUUUCCAACAGUCUUAAAGGAGUUCCCAACUUGUUGGCUGCUUUUCCUUCACUCUGCGGUCCAACUCAUCCCACACCAUCUCAAUUGGGUUGAGGUUGGGUGAUUGUGGAGGCCAGGUCAUCUGAUGCAGCACUCCAUCACUCUCCUUCUUGGUCAAAUAGCCCUUAGACAGCCUGGAGAUGUGUUGGGUCAUUGUCCGGUUGAAAAACAAAUGAUAGUCCCACUAAGCCCAAACCAGAUGGGAUGGCGUAUCGCUGCAGAAUGCUGUGGUAGCCAUGCUGGUUAAGUGUGCCUUGAAUUCUAAAUAAAUCACCGACAGUGUCACCAGCAAAGCACCCCCACACCAUAACACCUCCUCCUCCAUGCUUCACGGUGGGAACCGCACAUGCGGAGAUCAUGCGUUCACCUACUCUGCGUCUCACAAAGACACAGUGGUUGGAACCAGAAAUCUCAAAUUUGGACUCAUCAGACCAAAGGACAGAUUUCCACCGGUCUAAUGUCCUUUGCUCGUGUUUCUUGGCCCAAGCAAGUCUUUUCUUCUUAUUGGUGUCCUUUAGUAGUGCUUUCUUUGCAGCAAUUCGACCAUGAAGGCCUGAUUCAUGCAGUCUCCUCUGAACAGUUGAUGUUGAGAUGUGUCUGUUACUUGAACUCUGUGUAGCAUUUAUUUGGGCAGCAAUCUGAGGUGCAGUUAUCUCUAAUGAACUUAUCCUCUGCAGCAGAGGUAACUCUGGGUCUUCCUUUCCUGUGGCGGAAAACCAGUUUCAUCGCAAAAGCUUGAUGGUUUUUGCGACUGCACUUGAAGAAAUGUUCAAAGUUCUUGAAAUGUUCCGCAUUCACUAACCUUCGUGUCUUAAAGUAAUGAUGGACUGUUGUUUCUCUUUGCUUAUUUCAGCUGUUCUGUUCAGAAUAUGGAUCUUUAGGGUUAUCUUCUGUAUACCACCCCUACCUUGUCACAACACAACUGAUUGGCUCAAGUGCAUUAAGAAGAGCAUCUAUUACCUUCAUUACCACCCUCUCCUCCUUGUACUCCUCAUCCUCUCUGUUAGUAAUGCGUCCUUUGUGUUUAGUUAAGGACCUCAGAGAGAUGCCUGGAGACCAUUGAAACGAUUGCAUCACGUCUCCUCUUUGAUUUGUGCACAUCAAAUUGCAGAUCCACAUGAGUGCAUGGCAGCAUAGCUUCCUCCUACUGAAGCUGGCAACAACUGCAAUGCGCCGCUCUCCACUAAUCCAACAUGUCACUUCUCUAUCUAAACGUUGUUAACAUUAUUUAGCACAAAACACUCAGAACAGAUAUCAGGCCAUGUUCACAGUGGGAGGCCAGAGGGCAGAGGGCAGAGGGCAGAGGUCACUCACUCACCCAUUCACACACUCUCAAGCAAAAUAUGUGGAUUUUUCCAUGCCAUUGGAUAUGACUUACUAACUUUGAUUGACCCUCUGUAUUUGUAUUGGGCCGGCCUGUCUGAUUUCCCCUGAUGCUGUGAGCCAGUCUAGUUUCUUGGAAAACAGGAGGUAUUUCUAGGUAGGGGAUGACCCCUGCUGCUAGGAGGGAUAAUGGUGAGUGUAUUGACUCUGGGCGAGGCGAGAGUGAGGGAUUGGUCUGGUGAGGAGGAGACUGGGGAGGUGGCUGGUUGUCAGCAGGUGAUGGCUGAUCGCUGAGCAUCACUUAUGCUGAAUUGUGUUUGUGGUAGGAUUAAUGGGCAACUUUAAUCAAAAUAACAGUCAUGGAUGCGUGUAAUGAUAAUUCACCCACUCAGACUCUACAUCCUGAAUUAGAAUGGUUGGCAGAGAGUGAGAAACAUUCACUUUAAGGAAUUCAGUUCACAUAGGGGAGUGGGGUCGGGGAGGUAGUUAGCAAACUGAGUGUGGGGUCAUGUUCCAGUGGUUGCACUUUUUGACUAACGUGAAAGUACAGCAUCGCAUCCUUGCCUUUUGACAUUAUCUUUAUUUCAUUACCUGGAUAGAAGCUAUUCUGUUAUAAUGCUAAAGCUUUAGUGAUAAAGAUAAAUGUAAAUUCUUAAAUGAGUAGUAAGCUAAUGACAAUGAAUAGAUUUUUUGAAAUCAUAAAGACUGUAUAUUUGUUCUGUAUUUCAGUAACAAGAAGCUCCGGACUCCUCCCAACUAUUUCAUCAUGAAUCUGGCAGUGAGUGACUUCCUCAUGGCCAUCACACAGUCCCCUAUCUUCUUUGUCAACUGUCUCUACAAGGAGUGGGUUUUUGGAGAAACAGGUACUUUUACCUUCAUCCCAUAAGUUUGGUAAAAUACCCACAUCAGAUCAGUUGUCUUAAUGGAAAGCUUCAGCUACUUUGGUCAUUUGAGCUUAAUUACGCUGUCCAUACUGAACAAAAAAUACUAAUCAAAUUAAUUCUGUGGAAAUUCCAUCUCUCUGCAUCACUAAUUUUCUAUCCUCUGAGAUUACUCAGAUUGUAAGAUCUCUAAAUGAUUUAUGUUCAGGCUGUAAGAUGUACGCCUUCUGUGGGGCUUUAUUUGGGAUCACCUCCAUGAUCAACCUGCUGGCUAUCUCCAUUGACCGCUAUAUCGUCAUCACCAAGCCCCUACAGGCCCUCCACUGGACCUCUAAACGCCGCACCUCCGUCGUCAUCGUCAUUGUCUGGCUCUAUUCGCUGGCCUGGAGUCUGGCGCCUCUCCUGGGCUGGAGUGAGUUCCCUCCACUUACGCCAUCCUUUUGGGUGCCAGUUUUCUGACUGUUUCUGCUGUCUUGCCAACUUCUUAGGGAAUUGUCAUGCCAUGUUUUGCUAGACAAUGACACUAAUGGAGUUGGCAAGAGCCCAAACAGAUCUGGGACCAGACUACCAUCCUUUUAUCUUAUCUCUACAACUCUCUCACUUUCCUAUCACUCUUCCUCUUCUCUCUACAGGUGUACUGAUACAAUAAUAUCCUCUCUCUUUCUCAAACACUUGAUCCCCAACCCUUACUCUGACUGUAACCUUAAUCCCAACCCUAACCCUUACCCCAACCGUGACCUGAACCUUAACCCUAACCCCAACACUAAUCCUAACCCAUUGUCCCUCUCCAGGUUCCUAUAUCCCUGAGGGCCUGAUGACCUCCUGUACGUGGGAUUAUGUGACCUCCACACCAGCCAAUAGGAGCUACACUCUGAUGCUAUGCGUCUUUGUGUUCUUCAUCCCACUUGGCAUCAUCUCCUACUGCUACCUCUGCAUGUUCCUGGCCAUACGCACCGCCAGUAGGUAAGCUGAUACAUUCACACAACCAUGCCCCUGUGCAGUGGUGGAAAAAGUACUCAGUUAUCAUACUUGAGUAAAAAUAAAGAUACCUUAAUAGAAAAUGACUCAAGUAAAAGUUAAAGUCACCCAGUAAAAUACUACUUGAGUAAAAGUCUAAAAGUAUUUGGUUUUAAAUACACUUAAGUAUCAAAAGUAAAUGUAAUUGCUAAAAUGUUCUUAAGUAUAAAAAGUAAAAGUAUGAAUAAUUUAAAAUCCCUUAUAUUAAGCUAACCAGACAACACAAUUUUCUUGUUUUAUAAAUGUACGGAUAGCCAGGGGCACACUCCAACACUCAGACAUCAUUUGCAAAUGAAGCGUUUGUGUUUAGUGAGUCCGCCAGAUCAGAGGCAGUAGGGAUGACAAGGGUUGUUCUCUUGAUAAGUGUGUGAAUUGGACCAUUUUCUGUCCUGCUAAGCAUUCAAAAUGUAAUGAGUACCACCUGGUCGUGCUGCUGCUCCAGUUUAAACUGUUCUGCCUGCGGCUAGGGAACCCUGACCUGUUCACCGGAUGUGCUACCUUGUCCCGGACCUGCUGUUUUCAACUCUCUCUCUCUCUACCACACCUGCUGUCUCGACCUCUGAAUGCUUGGCUAUGAAAAGCCAACUGACAUUUACUCCUGAGGUACUGACCUGUUGCACCCUCUACAACCACUGAUUAUUAUUUGACCCUGCUGGUCAUCUAUGAACGUUUGAACAUCUUGAAGAACAAUCUGGCCUUAAUGGCCAUGUACUCUUAUAAUCUCCAACCGGCACAGCCAGGAAAAGACUGGCCACCCCUCAGAGCCUGGUUCCUCUCUAGGUUUCUUCCUAGGUUCCUGCCUUUCUAGGGAGUUUUUCCUAGCCACCGUGCUCCUACAUCUGCAUUGCUUGCUGUCUGGGGUUUUAGGCUGGGUUUCUGUAUAGCACUUUGUGACAUCUGCUGAUGUAAAAAGGGCUUUAUAAAUACAUUUGAUUGAUUGAUUGAUUUUGGGUGUCAGGGAAAAUGUAUGGAGUAAAAAGUACAUUAUUUAUUUUCUUUAGGAAUGUAGUGAAGUAAAAGUAAAGGUUGUCAAAAAUAUAAAUAGUAACGUAAAGUUACUUAAGCACACAUCCAGAUGAUGGGGCCCUCUGUUUGUCUGUCUUCCUCUGACAUCUCCUUCAUCUACUCUCCGAUGCCCACAGAGACAUGGAGAAGCUGGGCAGUCAGGUGAGGAAGUCCACCCUCAUCCAGCAGCAGUCCAUCAAGACAGAGUGGAAGCUGGCCAAGAUCGCCUUUGUGGUCAUCAUCGUCUAUGUGAUGUCCUGGUCUCCCUACGCCUGCGUCACCCUCAUCGCCUGGGCUGGGUAACUAUCGAGUUUUGAAUGGGGUUCAGGUCCCAUAUUCAUAAAGCGUCUCAGUAGGAGUGCUGAUCUAGGAUACGUUUAGCCUCUUUCUAGAUAAUUAUGAAUAAGAUGACAUGGACAUGGGGGAUCUGAUCCUUGAUCAGCACUCGUACUCUGAAAAGCUUUAUGAAUUACGGGCCACGAUCUACACUACAUGGCCAAAAGUAUGUUCACACCUGCACAUCGAACAUCUCAUUCCAAAUUCAUGGGCAUUAAUAUGGAGUUGGUCCCCCCUUUACUGCUAUAACAGCCUCCACUCUUCUGGGAAGGCUUUUCACUAGAUGUUGGAACAUUGCUGCGGGGACUUGCUUCCAUUCAGCAACAAGAGCAUUGGUGAGAUCGAGUACUGAUAUUGGGCUAUUAGGCCUGGCUCGCAGUCGGCGUUCCAAUUCAUCCCAAAGGUGUUCGAUGGGGCUCUGUGCAGGCCAGUCAAGUUCUUCCACACCAAUCUCUAAAAACAAUUUCUGUAUGGACCUCGCGUUUUGCACAGGGGCAUUGUUAUGCUGAAACAGGAAAGGGCCUUCCUCAAACUGUUGCCACAAUGUUGGAAGCACAGAAUCGUCUAGAAUGUCAUUGUAUGCUGUAGCAUUAAGAUUUCCCUUCACUGGAACUAAGUGGCCUAGCCCGAUCCAUGAAAAACAGCCCCAGACCAUUAUUCCUCCUCCACCAAACUUUACAGUUGGCACUAUGCAUUCGGGCAGGUAGCGUUCUCCUGGCAUCCGCCAAACUCAGAUUCGUCCGUCGGACUGCCAGAUGGUGAAGCAUGAUUCAUCACUCCAGAGAACGCAUUUCCACUGCUCCAGAGUCCAAUGGUGGCGAGCUUUACACCACUCCAGCCGAAACUUGGUAUUGCGCAUGGUGACCUUAGGCUUGUGUGCGGCUGCUCGGCCAUGGAAACCCAUUUCAUGAAGCUCCCGACGUACAGUUCUUGUGCUGACGUUGCUUCCAGAGGCAAUUUGGAACUCGGUAGUGAGUGUUGCAACAGAGGACAGAUGAUUUUUACGCGCUUCAGCACUCGCCGGUCCCGUUCUGUGAGCUUGUGUGGCCUACCACUUUGCGACUGAGCCAUUGUUGCUCCUAGACAUUUCCACUUCACAAUACCAGCACUUACAUUUGACAGGGACAGCUCUAUCAGGGCAGAAAUUUGACAAACUGUCUUGUUGAAAGUCACUGAGCUCUUUAGUAAGGCCACUCUACUGCCAGUGUUUGUCUAUGGAGAUUGCAUGGCUGUGUGCUCGAUUUUAUACACCUGUUAGCAACGGGUGUGGCUGAAAAGCCGAAUCCACUAAUUUGAAGGGGUGUCCAUAUACUUUUGUGUAGUGUACUUGUUGAGUCUCUUAGGCAAUGAUUAUAGUUAGAAGGCGCAUGUGAUCUGGGUAUGAAAGAUCAGGAGUCAUGAAUAGGGGUUUUAUCUGACUGUGUUGAUACAGAUAUGAAGCUGAGAAUUGUUGUUGCUGCAGAACUUUGGGGUAAUGCAGAAGAAUUGGUGAUACAUUCUCUCCGAAUCGCACUCCAAAUCCUCAGAGUAAGGCUGGGAUUGGUUCGGAAUGGCAGGCACGUCUGUCGAAGAGGUGAGAGUCUGAGACAGACGGUUUUGGGAGUUUAGAAACGCUGUCAGGGUCAGAGACUGUUUGAAACAGAUGUUUUUUAGAGUUGUGUAUGGGGAGCAUCCUGUAUGUACUGCAGCAGUUUAGGCAUGCGUGUACUGUUCAGGCCUUGCUCACACCUCCAGGAGAGUGGAUGUUAAGAGAUGGAGUGCAGUCUGUCGGAGAGAAAGGGAUUAUCAAGCGAAUGAUUCCUCCUGCUCACUCCAUCUUUGGGCCACUGCCGAGCCAUACAAACAGGCUGCACCUAGGCAGGCAGUGCAAACAGACUGACCAAGGCACAGACAGGCAGGGACUGGCCAACGCAUGACUGACCAUCCACAGACAUACUGUACACACACAUACAGUUAAGACUACAAUCGUAUUGUUAGAGGGUGGAAGCAGAGCAGAAUGGCAUACUGUCAGUAAAACCUGAGGGGUACAGAUUACUUUACAUACCUGUGAGGCUUGUAGUGUCCUAUUCAUGUUAUCUCUCCUAUCAGCUAUGGAAGUGCCCUCAGUCCCUAUUCCAAGGCCGUCCCUGCUGUCAUUGCCAAAGCCUCAGCCAUCUAUAACCCUUUCAUCUAUGCCAUCAUCCACUCUAAGUACAGGUGAGUACAGUCAUUUCAAUGUCUUCCUCCACUAGGGCACAACUCAAAACACCUUGGGAGAAUCUCAGUUUCAUACUCCUCACGUCUUUUCUCCUCUCUCCUCGCCUCCUUCUCAAAACCCAUUGGAGGAGAAGGUCAGAGGGGAGGGACCUCUAGCUUUCUCAUCCAUUGGGUUUUGAGAAGGAUGCGAGGAGAGAGGACGCAAGGAGUACGCAGUCGAGAUUCUCCCCCUAGGUAUGUACUGUCCUAACCUGUCAUGACCUAAGGUUUGUUUUGGAAAGUUGCCCCCAGGGCUCCUUUGGUGUGAUUGGGCUUGGCCGUCCAGAUGAGACUCCUUUAACAACUGACUUGUUAACUUACAACUGGCUUAGGUAAUGAUGACAAUAAGGAGGGUUUGGUUUCUGCAUGCUCCUUCACCACUCUCCUUUCCUUUCUCCUUUGUUGACUCUCCCAUACAGAGACACUCUGGCAGAGAAGGUUCCCUGUCUGCACUUCCUGGCCCAGCCCCCCAGGAAGGGCUGUAUCUCGGUGUCCAACAGCGAGUCCUCCUUCAGGGACCCUAUGCUCAGUAGACAGUCCUCCACCUCCAAGACCAAGUUCCAUAAAGUGUCCUCUGUGUUCACCGGAGACACAGUGAGUUGGUGUGGGUAGGGGUAGAUAGAUGCUGCACGAUAUAACAAGAAUAGUUGUCUCACGUUGCCAGGCACACACAAAGACUGGAGUUAAGGCUACAUGAAAAUAAAUGUUCAAACGCAGCAAUGCACUGCUUUGUUGUACUACAAUCCAUUAUGUUGUAUGUAUGUUUCUGAGAAAAUUCAUAAAUAUGUUGCCCACAAAAAAGAAAAACACAGCAGUGCAGUACAGUUUACUGAACAUGUAAUCUGGACAAAACCAUCAAGUGUGUGAGGUCUUUUAACUAUGUCACUAUGUAAACGGCAAGGUGGCUGGCCCUUGAGGAAGGCACUUCACCCUAAUUUUCUCCAGGGGAGCUGUACUACUAUGGCUGACCCUGUAAAACAACACAUUUCACUGCACCUAUCUGGUGUAUGUGACAAUAUCUAUAUCUAUCUAUAUAUAUAUAUAUAUAUAUAUAUAUAGAUGUUUAUAUGUUUUACUGUCACAUACACCAGAUAGCUGCAGUGAAAUGUGUUGUUUUACAGGAUUCGCCUAUAUAUACAGUGGGGAGAACAAGUAUUUGAUACACUGCCGAUUUUGCAGGUUUUCCUACUUACAAAGCAUGUAGAGGUCUGUAAUUUUUUGUCAUAGGUACACUUCAACUGCGAGAGACGGAAUCUAAAACAAAAAUCCAGAAAAUCACAUUGUAUGAUUUUUAAGUAAUUAAUUUGCAUUUUAUUGCAUGACAUAAGUAUUUGAUACAUCAGAAAAGCAGAACUUAAUAUUUGGUACAGAAACCUUUGUUUGAAAUUACAGAGAUCAUACGUUUCCUGUAGGUCUUGACCAGGUUUGCACACACUGCAGCAGGGAUUUUGGCCCACUCCUCCAUACAGACCUUCUCCAGAUCCUUCAGGUUUCGGGGCUGUCGCUGGGCAAUACGGACUUUCAGCUCCCUCCAAAGAUUUUCUAUUAGGUUCAGGUCUGGAGACUGGCUAGGCCACUCCAGGACCUUGAGAUGCUUCUUACGGAGCCACUUCUUAGUUGCCCUGGCUGUGAGUUUCGGGUCGUUGUCAUGCUGGAAGACCCAGCCACGACCCAUCUUCAAUGCUCUUACUGAGGGAAGGAGGUUGUUGACCAAGAUCUCGCGAUACAUGGCCCCAUCCAUCCUCCCCUCAAUACGGUGCAGUCGUCCUGUCCCCUUUGCAGAAAAGCAUCCCCAAAGAAUGAUGUUUCCACCUCCAUGCUUCACGGUUGGGAUGGUGUUCUUGGGGUUGUACUCAUCCUUCUUCUUCCUCCAAACACGGCGAGUGGAGUUUAGACCAUAAAGCUCUAUUUUUGUCUCAUCAGACCACAUGACCUUCUCCCAUUCCUCCUCUGGAUCAUCCAGAUGGUCAUUGGCAAACUUCAGACGGGCCUGGACAUGCGCUGGCUUGAGCAGGGGGACCUUGCGUGCGCUGCAGGAUUUUAAUCCAUGACGGCGUAGUGUGUUACUAAUGGUUUUCUUUGAGACUGUGGUCCCAGCUCUCUUCGGGUCAUUGACCAGGUCCUGCCGUGUAGUUCUGGGCUGAUCCCUCACCUUCCUCAUGAUCAUUGAUGCCCCACGAGGUGAGAUCUUGCAUGGAGCUGCAGACCGAGGGUGAUUGACCGUCAUCUUGAACCACUUCCAUUUUCUAAUAAUUGCGCCAACAGUUGUUGCCUUCUCACCAAGCUGCUUGCCUAUUGUCCUGUAGCCCAUCCCAGCCUUGUGCAGGUCUACAAUGUUAUCCCUUACACAGAUCUCUGGUCUUGGUCAUUGUGGAGAGGUUGGAGUCUGUUUGAUUGAGUGUGUGGACAGGUGUCUUUUAUACAGGUAACGAGUUCAAACAGGUGCAGUUAAUACAGGUAAUGAGUGGAGAACAGGAGAGCUUCUUAAAGAAAAACUAACAGGUCUGUGAGAGCCGGAAUUCUUACUGGUUGGUAGGUUAUCAAAUACUUAUGUCAUGCAAUAAAAUGCAAAUUAAUUACUUAAAAAUCAUACAAUGUGAUUUUCUGGAUUUUUGUUUUAGAUUCCGUCUCUCACAGUUGAAGUGUACCUAUGAUAAAAAUUUCAGACCUCUACAUGCUUUGUAAGUAGGAAAACCUGCAAAAUCGGCAGUGUAUCAAAUACUUGUUCUCCCCACUGUAUAUAUAUAUAUAUAUACUACCAGUCAAAAGUUUGGACACACCUACUUAUUCAAGGGUUUUUCUUUAUUUUGUAAAAAAAAAAUUACAUUGUAGAAUAAUAGUGAAGACAUCAAAACGAUGAAAUAACACAUAUGGAAUCAUGUAGUAAACAAAAAAGUGUUAAACAAAUCUAAAUAUAUUUUAUAUUUGAGAUUCUUCAAAUAGUCACCCUUUGUCUUGAUGACAGCUUUGCACACUCUUGGCUUUCUCUCAACCAGCUUCACCUGGAAUGCUUUUCCAACAGUUUUGAAGGAGUUCCCACAUAUGCUGAGCACUUGUUGGCUGCUUUUCUUUCACUCUGCGGCCCUACUCAUCCCAAACCAUCUCAAUUGGGUUGAGGUCAGGGGAUUGCGGAGGCCAGGUCAUCUGAUGCAGCACUCCAUCACUCUCCUUCUUGGGAAAAUAGCCCUUACACAGCCUGGCGGUGUGUUGGGUCAUUGUCCUGUUGAAAAACAUAUGAUAGUCCCACUAAGCCCAAACCAGAUGGGAUGGCGUAUCGCUGUAGAAUGCUAUGGUAGCCUUACUGGUUAAGUGUGAGAAUUUUGCAUUGUUUCACACCUGAAACAGCUUUUUCCUGCAAUCUAUAGCCAUAAUCAUUAUGUUUAAUGUCAAAAUUAUGUAUUCUUUCUGCAUAUCUAAGCAUACCUCUUGAGCUGUCUGUAUCCUCCUGACUGGUGGUUCUUUUUUUAAAGAAACUAAAUAUGCUUCUCUGCAUCUCUGCUAAAAUCUGGGUAAAAGAUUGAAAGAAAUGUGAGUCUUAUUUAGUUGUUGCUUGCUUUUCUAAAGUCUACCAACCUUGCCACCAGGCAUGCCAGCUAAGAUAGUUAGACAAGGUAGCUAGUCUAACUUGGUUGGUAGCCUGAAAUGGCUUCUAGGUAGCCAGUUAUGAGGUUGGGAGAUUGGGAACCUAUCUGAGCUAGCUAAAGCCAACUUCAUAAAAUGUCUAGGUGGCUAGUAGUAUUACAGAGAAAAAACAAAACAAACAUUUUUAUUUUUUAUUUUUUUAUUUUUUAUAAACAGGACAAAUCUGAGGGGGUACGUGCCCCCUAUGGGCAUAACACACAAUAACUUGACUAUGUGUUUACAUGCUGGUUAGAGCUCAGCUGCUGAGUGAGGACAAAGACUAAAAACCUUUCUGGGGCUGAGACACAAACUGCCUGACACAUCCCAGGGCUCUUUACUAACUGGCUAUCACACACAGGCAUCCAGCAGCACACCAAUAACUUGACUAUGUGUGUACAUGCUAGUUAGAGCUCAGCUGCUGAGUGACCAGCGGCUAUUGGUCUGAUGAUCUCUCUAUGGGGGUUCUGUGUGUUUGGUGUGCGGUGCCCAUGGGGAGAGGUCUGUUGGGGAAACAGGUGUCCCCUGUUAUAUAGGCAUACUUUCUUGAAACGGAAUGUACAGCUAUAUUACAUAUACUGACCAGUGGCUGACUUGGACAUGGCUGACUUGGACCUGGCUGACUUAGCUGACUUGGACCUGGCUGACUUGGACCUGGCUGACUUAGCUGACUUGGACCUGGCUGACUUGGACCUGGCUGACUUGGACCUGUGUUGUGUGUAACUUUCACAGCAGGUGUGGAGUGACGUGGAGCUGGACCCCUUGGACCAGCAGAGCCAGUCUCUGAGAAUCAGCCACUCCUCUGGAGCUCUGAGAGUGAAGGAGUGCAGACAGUCAGCCCAGCAGCAGGCAGGAAAAGGUAAGGUACGUGUUCAAGACAGGAGUGAGUGGGUGGGUAGAGCCUUGCACUGUUUCUGUGGCCAACAGUCACUUAAACACACGUCUUAGGCGCUGUAAAUGCUAUUCUGAAAAUGAUACGAACCUGUCGGGCUGACAGCAGAAUUAGAAAAUAAAACAACAGCUGGUGCCUGAUGUACUCAGGUGCACAGGUGCUUCUAAAAUGUUCAGAAAACAUAAUUAUUUUCAACAAUUUUAAACGCAAUUUGCAAUCAUUUGCAAUGGAACAGACAGAGUUCUUCAAAAUGUAGUUGAGAAGUUACCAUUUGAAAAACAUCCAAAUAUUAGCUAAUUAAAAAUGAUGACGAUGGUAAAAAUGUAAGUCACGCCCCAUUUAUUUGGUGCUCUAAUAGUCUUUGUCCCCCUUAGGCUACUGUCCCCGAGAGGGGCUCACUGAGCAGCUGUGACCACGACCUGGUGUCUGAAUCUAUGACCAGGGAGGAGGCUGGGGAGGGGUGGCAGGAGGAGGAGGGAGCGGAGGAGGAGGAGAAGACCCAGGAGAGAGCCCCCCAGUUAGCUCAGGAGGAGGUGGAGGAGCUCCCCCCCGCCCUACCACCAGCCUCACCCCCCAGGACCCCCAGGACCCUGAACAACAAACACAGAGACUCUGAGGUUCCACACAUCAUCAUCAGCCCCCCGUCAGAGACGAUGGGAACUAUAAGGGGGAGGAGCAUGGAGCACAGACCCGUGAGGAGAACAUGCUACUGGGCCUGCAGAGCUUAA
Messenger RNA from Coregonus sp. 'balchen', 18895 nucleotides. The record is from the annotation of a GenBank genome assembly. Lineage: Eukaryota; Metazoa; Chordata; Actinopteri; Salmoniformes; Salmonidae.